Molecule: messenger RNA, 1194 nt
Organism: Rhodofomes roseus
Lineage: Eukaryota; Fungi; Basidiomycota; Agaricomycetes; Polyporales; Fomitopsidaceae
Product: eukaryotic translation initiation factor 5
Exons: 4
Coding region: 1-1194 (397 amino acids)
Biological process (GO): translational initiation; formation of cytoplasmic translation initiation complex; formation of translation preinitiation complex
Cellular component (GO): cytosol
Molecular function (GO): eukaryotic initiation factor eIF2 binding; GDP-dissociation inhibitor activity; translation initiation factor activity
Source: RefSeq, a predicted model, not a curated record
AUGGCUGCUGGUGUUGUAAACAUUCGUCGUGAUGUCGACGACAAAUUCUACCGCUACCGCAUGCCCCUCCUGUUGACUAAAAUUGAGGGAAAGGGUAACGGCAUCAAGACUGUCAUCCCUAACAUGGCCGACGUCGCCCGGGCUCUCAGCCGUCCGCCCAUGUACCCCACCAAGUUCUUCGGUUGCGAGCUCGGUGCCCAGGUCACCGGAGACGAGAAGAACGACCGUUACAUCGUCAAUGGCGCUCAUGACGCGACUAAGCUGCGCGAGCUCCUCGAUGGCUUCAUUGACAAAUUCGUUCUCUGCAAGUCGUGCAAGAACCCCGAGACCGACCUGAUCAUCACCAAGGGCGACGUGAUCAUCCGGGACUGCAAGGCUUGUGGCGAGCGCACCGGCGUCGACAUGCGUCACAAGCUUACCACCUACAUUAUCAAGAACCCGCCGAAGAACCCCAAGAAGUCCAAGAAGAAGAACACUGGUGACGGUAGUCCCAGCCCUUCCGAGAACGGCAACGGGUAUACGGCUGCAGACGGUGGUGGUGAGAGCGACGACGAGCUCACGAGGCGCAUUAAGGCCGAUGCCGCCGUGCUCAGCCCUGAGGCCAGCGCCAUCACGAAGGAGGACUGGUCCGUGGAUACCUCUGAGGAGGCUGUGAAGGCUCGUGUCAAGGCUGUGGAGGCUGCAAUGGGUGCUGUCGCUCUUGGUGGGGACGAUGACAGCGACGAGGAUGCGGACAGCCCGUAUUCCCAGCUUGGUCGCUGGGCAGAGGAAAACCGCGAGUCCGGUCCGGUGGAGGUUUACAAGAAGGCGGAGGAUUUGGGCAUUGCAAAGAAGCACAAGGCCGUGCAGGUCCUUGCGCAGACGCUCUUUACCGCCGAGGUUGUUGCGGAGAUUCCGAGAUUCGCACCUCUGUUUGCAAAGAUGGUCACGUCCGAAAAGCACCAGAAGUCCCUUCUGGGAGGUCUCGAGCGACUUGUCGGCGUUAUCUAUCCCGACCUCGCAGCCGUCAUCCCCAAGAUUCUCAUGGCGUUCUACCAGACCGACAUCCUUGAGGAGGAAGUCAUCAAGCAGUGGGGUACGCAUGUGAGCAAGAAGUACGUCGACCGCGACACCAGUAAGAAGGUUCGCAAGGCCAGCGAGCCGUUCCUCAAGUGGCUCGACGAGGCUGAGGAUAGCGAUGAUGACGAGGAGUGA